Rhipicephalus sanguineus (brown dog tick) is the source of this 1286-nucleotide messenger RNA. RefSeq lists its product as uncharacterized. The transcript has 4 exons. NCBI's taxonomy places the organism in Eukaryota, Metazoa, Arthropoda, Arachnida, Ixodida, Ixodidae. Bases 255 to 1013 code for a protein of 252 amino acids. The record is from RefSeq and is a predicted model, not a curated record.
UACGCUGUCCGUUGUCUCGACCCCGAGAACGAUAGCACAACCAGAAACGUUGUGUCGUUCCCGCUCUACGGUCACGUCUUCAUAACGCUGUGGGUAUAUAGGAUACGAAAGCAGUCGGAGGUCGACGGCAGCAGGGAGGGCUGUGGACACACCCCAAAACGACUAAGCGGGGUAUAGGGCGCUAGGAAGAGCACCGGUUCGAAGAGAAACCACUGCUGCGUCACGGACUGCGUCACUUAGUUCUUUAGCCAAAGAUGAGGCUUACGAUAAUCUGGGCAUCCUGCAUCCAGCUUGUACUGGCCUAUGUCACCUUCGCUGCAGCCGGUCACGAUUCUUUCUACGACGAAGACUCGUGGUCCCUGGCCGGUGGCCGCUGGGGUGAAAUGCAGAAGCGGCAGGGUCUCAUUCCCUUCCCGAGGGUCGGAAGGUCGGCAGCGGCCCGCGAUCUCAGUUCGGAUGAUCUGAUUACUUUGGACACAGACUCUGCGGCAUCGGGCGGAUGGGCCUUCCUUCUGCUGCCCUACAAGCGCCGCAGCAACACCUUCACUCCUCGCAUCGGCCGUAAGCGCAGGUCGGUGGGCCGACCCGAUGACGGUGUGCACAAGGAGGACGGUGGAUCGUCGCGUUCUCGUCAGGCUGCCUGGGCAGACCUCGAUUGGUCCUACUCGCCUUUAUCCCGGCAGCUUGUCCCCGUUAUCCGCAACGGAAGGGGAACAUUCGUGCCCAGGCUAGGCAAGCGGAGAUCGCUGGGCUCCGGUUACGGCGAAGAAAUCGACUCCGGCUGGGACACCAGCCUCGAGGUGGCCUCCUUCAUGGACGACCCGAAGCGCGGCUCUUUCACACCACGCAUCGGAAGGGGGGCCUUCACUCCUAGGAUCGGCAGGACGCCGUUCACACCACGCAUAGGACGCUCCACUGGGAAUCAGGAGAAGAACUCGGACGCUGUGGGCGAGGACAAGUCGGCGCUCCGUUCGUCCUCGUCAUCCUCCGGCGUUCAGGGCAACGCUGUUUGAACGAAGAACCUUGCAGCGCGACCGUCCUCCUCUUGCUUCCGCCCUGCGAUGGCCACGUCCAUGAAGAGGAGCGCCGUCUCUAAAACGGUUACGACGCACAUUUGCAUAGAGCUGUUGGCGGGAACAAAAAAAAAAUGCCGGAGGAAAAAGAGAAGCAGCAGCUGGAGGUGAACGAAAAAAAAAGAGCCUUCAAAAGGCGUAAACAUCUGUUUUGUUGCUUGUCUACUAGAAGCGGCGAGCUCCGCUUCGAAUCAACCUGAAUAAAAAAAACAA